This is a messenger RNA of Tachysurus fulvidraco (yellow catfish), 2504 nucleotides long. RefSeq names its product spermine oxidase-like. The transcript has 3 exons. The record is from RefSeq and is a predicted model, not a curated record. Lineage: Eukaryota; Metazoa; Chordata; Actinopteri; Siluriformes; Bagridae. Gene Ontology annotation, molecular function: polyamine oxidase activity. Bases 686 to 2182 code for a protein of 498 amino acids.
UUUUCUCCGGGUACUCCGGUUUCCUCCCCCGGUCCAAAGACAUGCGUGGUAGGUUAAUUGGCAUCUCUGUAAAAAUUGUCCCUAGUGUGUGAUUGCGUGAGUGAAUGAGAGUGUGUGUGUGUGCCCUGUGAUGGGUUGGCAGUAUCCUGGUGUAUCCUGCCAUACAUAUCCUGCCUGUAUCAUGACGCCUGAGAUAGGCACAGGCUCCCCGUGACCCGAGGUAGUUCGGAUAAGCGGUAGAAGAUGAGUGAGUGAGUGAGUGAAUGGUCUGAAUAAAAUAGAAUAGAAUAGAAUAGAAAUGGAUACCAUAAAUAUUUACACUCCCCAAAAAUGGUACAUCUCUGGGCUUGAACUGUUUAUGAUGUUGAUUGAAAAUGCUUCAUAAAUUCAUAAGACAAAAAUAAUAAUAAAAGAAUGGCCAGAACCAAUGUAAAGGGAACCAUGGUAGAUCAUUAACUAAGAUUAUGUCAUGAGUGUAAAAUGUCUAUAUAGUAUACAGUGCUUUAUAUUCCAAAGGUCAUUUGGAAGUUGGCAGAUUCCCUUGUUAGAAAAGUACAAACAAUAUUGUUCAUUGCAGUCAUAUGUAAGUAUCACAUUAAACAAAUAACUAAAGUGUAAGGUGUAUACAUUAUACUCUAAGAUUAAGCCUUCAUUUCCAUUUCUCUUGUUGCCUUGAAUAGCUAACAUGAAUACUGUAUACAGAGAUGCCAAGAUUGUGGUGGUUGGUGCAGGAUUUGCAGGUCUGGCUGCAGCAGCCACUUUGAUCAAGGCUGGAUUUCAGGAUGUCAAGAUCAUUGAAGCUAAAGAUCGUGUAGGAGGAAGAGUUUGCUCUACUAAACCAUUUACAGAGAACAUUAUCGAACUUGGUGCUAACUGGAUCCAUGGACAGGAUGGGAAUCCCCUCUACCAGAUAGCCAAAGAGCAAGACCUGCUGGUUGAGACCAUAACCGCAAGCAAAGUCAUGUGCUUGCCCCACUCCGUUACUCCGCGUGAUUACUUUUUCAUGGAUGGUGGGAAACAGCUUUCAACUGGCAGUGUUGAUCAGGUAUGUUCCCUGUUCAGUAAACUAACCUCAAAAGCCUUUGAGUCUGAGCUGGAGGAUAAACAUAGAUCCUUAAGUUUGGGGGAAUAUCUUGAUGUAUCUUUUGCUGAAUCACCUUUAGCUACAUCAGAAGAUGGAUCAAAAAUAUUUGAAUGGUGUAAAAGAAGUGAAUGCACAGAUGAGGCAGCUUCCUCUCUAUAUGAAGUGUCUGCAUCUCAGAUUGGUUACUACAUUGCUCUUGAAGGAGGCUUUUUUAACUCCCUUGGUCCUAGGGGUUAUCAAGCAAUUUUAGAUCUUCUUCUGAAAGCCCUACCUUCAGGAACUAUUCUCAACAAUACAGCAGUAAAAAGCAUUCAGUGGGACUUCACAGCAAGCUCCCAAGGCAACAAGGAUAAAGAACAGCACCACAAUGUUCAAGUGAUCUGUGAAAACGAUAAAAUCUUUGAUGCCGAUCAUGUGAUUGUGACUGUAUCUCUGGGGGUUUUAAAACAAAAAGCAAGAACCAUGUUUGAACCUGCCUUACCAAAAUCAAAGCUGGAUGCUAUUGAGAGGCUUGGCUUUGGUACCGUGGACAAGAUCUUCCUGUGUUUCAGUGAAAGAUUUUGGCCAGAAGACUGUGCAGGAAUCCAACUUGUGUGGGACGAGGGACCUGAAGAUAAGGCAGUCUAUAGCAGUCAAAGUGAAGAGGAUACCUGGAAAAAGACAUGGUAUAAAAAGAUCUGCGGUUUUGAUAUUGUGGCCCGUCACCCUACAGUACUCUGUGGCUGGAUCACAGGCAAAGAGGCUCUUCAUAUGGAGACAUUGCCGGACAGUGAGGUUCGAGACACCUGUGUAAGAUUGCUUAGCUCCUUUACUGGCUGGUCUGUGCCUGAUGUGACCAAAGUUUUGAUCUCCAGGUGGGGUCAUGACCCACAUGUACUAGGCUCCUAUACAUUUGUUCCUCACUUGGUGAAUGGGGUGAAAGAGCAUGAGAUACUGGCAGCACCUCUUCCUUCUUGUAGUGAAGUCUCAGAAAACAAGCCUCUGCAGGUGCUGUUUGCAGGUGAAGCCACUCAUGUGAACUUCUACACUACCACCCAUGGGGCCUAUCUGACUGGGCUAAGAGAAGCAGAGAGACUCAUUAACCAUUACUCUUAUUAAAACUCUCUGUCCAUAGGACCAACACUGAUGCAAUGUUUUUCUACCUGAUGAUACUAUAAUAAAAUGUUAAGUUAAACAAGUUAUAUUUGAACCAAUUUCUGUGGCAGUUUUCCAUCCGUUUAGGCAAAUCGUUUACCUUAGGUUUGAUGAUCCUGUAAUUUAUACUAUAUGUAAUUGAUGGUUAUUUAAAUCAAAGUCAGUAUUGUAACUUAUUGAAGGUCUGAAUGAUCCAAAGUUUGAUGCAUUUUGCAGUACCUGAAUUGUAGACACAAGGUUGCAUUCAGCUUAUUUAAAAGACAAAUACAAUAAACUGCUCACUGAU